Messenger RNA from Colletotrichum godetiae, 963 nucleotides. RefSeq lists its product as uncharacterized. Lineage: Eukaryota; Fungi; Ascomycota; Sordariomycetes; Glomerellales; Glomerellaceae. The coding region runs from base 1 to 963 and encodes 320 amino acids. The record is from RefSeq and is a predicted model, not a curated record. The transcript has a single exon.
AUGCUUCACCACAACAAGAAGGACAAGGGCCGCCAAGGCACCCAGUCCUCCAAGCCCAUUUCCCUGUCCAAGCUUCUCCAGUCUACUCCUCCUGGCAAUACUGGGCCGGCUUCUCUAUCCAUGGACAUCAUCCUGAACAUCGUCGACGCCCUCAUCACCGAUGCCGCGUCCAAGGAGACAACCUUCAACUGGGGCAUCGCAUACAUGCAGGACACGGCCUCGAAGCUUGUCCUUACCGACAUGAACGAGGGCGGCUUCGACCACGUCAAGGCCAUGAAGCGACGAUUCUCUCGCAUCCGCAUGGCCUCCCAGCUCAACCAGAAGUCCCGCGCCCUCGUCCAUCGGACCUACCGCCGUCUCCCCAGAGCCACGAUGAGCCCGCUCGGAAUGGCUAUUGGAUCUCUCAUGACGGCCUGGGUCCUUCCCACCACCGAUGAUUUCGUCGUUGGCCUCAAAUUCAUGGGCGGAGAGAUUAGCGUCAUCCAACGUUACGCAGACUUCCUGGGAAUGGCACUCCACCUGCCCACUCCCGAGGGACUUCAGUUCAUGGAAUGCAUUCAGAAGUUCAAGAUCAUGCUUCCCCAGGGCUUCGACAAGCACGUCCACGCUGCCAUGGUGCUCCCUAACCUGAAGGAGCUCCACUUGUACUACGCGAUAGUCCCCAUCUUUGGCCCGCGCCGUCCACCCCCAACUCAGCACGCUGGCGUUGUGCCCCUUCGUCGCGUCGAUUACGGGGAUCUGGCUGAGUGGAUGAGUAUGCACAAGAGAAACUACAGCACUCUUUGCAAUAUUUUCAAGGAGAAGGGUACUACGGUGUACGCUUGCGGCUGCGAGCUCCGCAGGCCGGUGUUCGAGAUGCUCUUCACCGAGAAAGGCGUUCGCUUGCGCAACUUGUUGGGGUCCAACUGCCCUGAAGGAUGCGAAUGCCGCGAGGUCAACGAGUCGCAAGCUUCCAUGGCUUAA